CAGCGCUGCGCUGCGGGGCUGCGCUCGGGACUCGGCGAGCGCUCCGGAGCCGGGCCCGGGGGCACCGGUGCCGGGCGGACAGCCACGGCCCGCAGAUGUCAGAAUUAACCUGGACUACUUGAGAAUGGCGAAACAUAGCCCUGGGAUCCUGCCAUGAACAGUGCAUGAAGAGCAGAGGAGAUAUUUCCGCUUAGCAGAGAUGAUGUGGAGAGACGCUUUCUUCCUGCCUGUGCUCUCUGCUGGGAGGUCACCAAAGGGAGCACAGAGUUGCAGACUGGUCCCUGAUGGACACCUGGGUGACCAUGUGCUUUGUCAGUUCUUCAGGCAAUAAAUAUCUCAAAAGAAGAAUGGUCAGAGGAUGACAAGUGUAUUCUGAGUAGUACCGUGGUGACAACAUGCCAUUGAAAUGGAAAACGAGCUCUCCUGCUAUCUGGAAAUUCCCAGUUCCUGUGCUUAAAACAUCCAGGUCAUCGCCACUUUCUCCAGCAUACAUAUCUCUGGUGGAAGAGGAGGAUCCUCAUAUGAAAGUAUCUCUUGGUAGCAGCGAUAUGGGCAUCUCUGCCCACCUACAGUCUUCUAAGACAGGGACCACAAGAUUUUUCACCAGCAAUACUCACAGUUCUGUGGUAUUACAGGGUUUUGACCAGCUGCGAGUGGAAGGUUUGCUGUGUGAUGUGACACUUGUUCCAGGAGAUGGUGAUGAAGUAUUUCCAGUUCACAGAGCAAUGAUGGCUUCAGCAAGUGAUUACUUCAAGGCUAUGUUCACAGGAGGAAUGAAGGAACAGGAUUUGAUGUGCAUUAAGCUUCAUGGUGUGAACAAAAUAGGCCUAAAGAAGAUAAUUGAUUUUAUUUAUACUGCAAAACUUUCCCUUAACAUGGACAACCUUCAGGACACUCUGGAAGCUGCCAGUUUUUUGCAGAUUCUACCUGUCUUGGACUUCUGUAAAGUGUUUCUUAUCUCUGGGGUUUCCUUGGAAAACUGUGUUGAGGUCGGGCGCAUUGCCAACACGUAUAAUCUCACAGAAGUGGAUAAAUAUGUUAAUAAUUUCAUCUUGAAGAAUUUCCCCGCGUUAUUAAGUACUGGUGAAUUUGUGAAACUCCCCUUUGAACGUCUUGCCUUUGUGCUUUCAAGUAAUAGCCUUAAGCACUGCACUGAACUUGAACUCUUCAAGGCAGCUUGUCGCUGGUUGCGUUACGAGGAACCGCGGAUGGAGUACGCUGCAAAGCUGAUGAAGAACAUCAGGUUCCCCCUGAUGUCCCCCCAGGAUCUCAUCAACUACGUUCAGACAGUGGACUUCAUGAGGACUGACAACACCUGUGUCAACUUGCUUUUGGAAGCCAGCAACUACCAAAUGAUGCCAUACAUGCAACCAGUUAUGCAGUCGGAGAGAACUGCCAUCCGGUCGGACAGCACUCACCUGGUGACACUGGGAGGAGUGCUGAGGCAGCAGCUGGUUGUCAGCAAGGAGUUACGGCUCUACGAUGAGAAGGCCCACGAGUGGAAAUCCUUAGCUCCCAUGGAUGCACCCAGGUACCAGCACGGCAUCGCCGUCAUUGGAAACUUUCUCUACGUCGUCGGGGGCCAGAGCAAUUAUGACACUAAAGGAAAGACAGCGGUUGACACGGUCUUUAGGUUUGAUCCUCGCUACAACAAGUGGAUGCAAGUUGCAUCUUUAAAUGAGAAGAGAACCUUCUUCCACCUAAGUGCCCUCAAAGGACAUUUGUAUGCAGUCGGUGGGCGAAAUGCAGCGGGUGAGCUAGCCACUGUGGAAUGUUACAAUCCCAGGAUGAAUGAGUGGAGCUAUGUUGCAAAAAUGAACGAACCACAUUAUGGCCAUGCUGGAACUGUGUAUGGGGGAUUAAUGUACAUUUCAGGAGGAAUCACCCAUGAUACUUUCCAAAAGGAACUUAUGUGUUUUGACCCUGACACAGACAAAUGGACUCAGAAGGCUCCAAUGACGACAGUCAGAGGUCUGCACUGCAUGUGCACUGUAGGAGACAAGCUCUAUGUUAUUGGUGGAAAUCACUUUAGAGGAACAAGUGAUUAUGAUGAUGUUCUGAGCUGUGAAUAUUAUUCACCAACGCUGGACCAGUGGACUCCAAUUGCUGCCAUGUUACGUGGGCAAAGUGAUGUUGGGGUUGCUGUCUUUGAAAAUAAAAUCUAUGUUGUUGGAGGAUAUUCUUGGAAUAAUCGGUGUAUGGUGGAAAUAGUUCAGAAAUAUGAUCCAGAAAAAGAUGAGUGGCAUAAAGUGUUUGACCUUCCAGAAUCCCUUGGUGGCAUUCGAGCCUGCACUCUUACUGUUUUCCCACCGGAGGACAAUACGGGGUCACCAUCCAGAGAAUCUCCUCUUUCAGCACCUUAGAAACAUCCCUUGACUUAUGAUGUUGUAGUAACACCUUUGCACUGCAUCAUGGAGUCUUAUUUUUCUUCAGUAGUUCCUGUUAGGCUUAGCCUACAGCAUUUUGAACGCUUACUGGGGAAAAAAACAAAAAGAAACAACAAAACUUUGACGUUAUUUGUGCUGUGUGUUUGUCAAGUGGUUAACAAAAAAAAGACACACUCACCCAAGCCAAAUGUUUAACAAAUGAGAAGAUAAUGUCUGUAAAAUGUAUGAGCUAGGUACGUUAUUAAUGUUGUGUGUUGGGUGUGAGGUACCUUAUAGCUUACAUUUGGAAGCCCAUGAAGUCAAAUUUGAAGACUUAGUAUUAAAAAUAUUCUGUCACUAAAUGUCAUAGUUAAAAACAUUUUUCCUUUCAUUUUUUUGCUGGAAAGGGGAGGUAGAACACAUCAAUGUGAACUAUGACAGAAGGUUGCCAAGGAGCCUGAGCUAUCUCCCUCUUUUCACAGGCUGUUUUUGACAUAUCUGUUCAACCACCUGACUUUGUGGGUGCUUUCAGAGCAUAUGAAGUUUCUUAGGCAGAGGGGAGAAAUAAUUUUAAAUCAUUAUCACUAUACAGGAAGUGAACCUUGUAGAGGCUGGGAUUUUAUAACACAUAUCAAUUGUUUUUCCUGAGUCAGUUGAGUGAUGCUUCAAACAAAAGAUUUAAAAUGUUUGGAGUUUUUAAUUUGGUUUUUUUUUUCAGGAACUGGCUUCUGCUUGCAUGGGAGCACACACUAUUAACAAAUGGAAAUUCAGUGCAGUUGUAUAGUCUGUUGUAUGUCUGUACUGAAUAUAGGUAGAUAAGGGCUAGAAAUGUUAACUUAAGCCACUGAAUUUGACCAAAUCAUUCCAUCAGAUAAAAUUUAAUCUACCUUCUUUUCCUUUACUGUUAAGGUGACUUGCAUAAUGUGUCCUCUGUAUAGUUAAUAAGGUUAUUUAGCACAAAGUGCAGCUUCAGCGAGAGAGCUGCUUUUGCUCAGUGAACUUGGACUACCACAUUUUACCUUCUUUUGUUCAAUAAAACUUUUAACUGCAGUUAUUCAGUCUAAGCUACCUCAUUAAUGUAUUUUGUUUUCUUCCUCUGCCUCACCCUCUUCAGGAUACACAUGAUGUGGUUAGAUUAAUUGCUAGGAAACCAAUGCAGAAAUAAUGAUCAAUAUAGGUGUUUUUGACCUACUUUUAAGAAGCUGUUUUGGCCUAAUAUGUUCAUUUUAUUGUUAAGCACUGACAAAAGAACAAACAGUCAUUUUUGUUUGUUUGUUUCCUUGGACAGCUAUUGCUUAUGUGUGCAGUCAUACAGAUUUACAGAGGUUUUUUAUGUGCUCCAAAAUGAGGUGACUGCUGCAGCUCCAAGUGUUCAUACAAGGCUUGUUCUGAACUUCCCGUAACAUCUGAACUUCCCUACAAGUAUUUUUGGGAAUGGACACAGAAGAGCAUAGUCUGAGGAAAAACUGUUUGGAUCCAUUAGCUGACUUCAUUGUGCUAUUACCAGUAACCAUGUCAAGUUUAAGAGACUUCUGUUGGGAGUAUGCUAUUUGUAUUUUGUCCCUGCUUGAUACAUCAAGCAGCAGUAUUACUGUGGUGUCAAUUUUGGAAUUACUGAUAUUUAUUUUUUAUGCUUUUUGCUAGUAGUGAUCACUACCAAGACAUAUAUGUAGGCUUUAGGUUUUAUGAUUGUUUUUUCUAAAACCAAAAGCAGUUGUUUCAUUUAAAAAAAUAAUAAUCUAUAAUAAUCUUAAUUCUGCCUAGCUGUGCAGGGUUGUUACAGGUGUCAGUAGUGGCACCAGUGGAUGCUCUUGGAAAGCAGUAAAUCAAGAAAAAUUAGCUCAGCAUCUUAAAAAUACUCUUCUAGUGCUGUGCAAAUGGAAAAUGUUGCUCUGUUGUUUUGUUUCAGUCAUCAGUAUCAGUGUCCCAUGCUACUAUUUUUUUUUCUAGCUCAGAGACCAGAUUUUUCAAGCCUAAUUUGGUUUAAAUCCCCUGAAAUACAUAUUUCAUUUCUAUUUUAUUAAUUAAACUCAAAAUCAGUCAAAGUCAUUGCUAUUCCUUUUGUAUAAUGUAUUUAUAUCCUGCUGUCUGCAUGCUGGGGAUGAGGAGAUGCACUGGAUAAAAGUGGGUGUCUCCUUUGGUAUUCCUCAUCCAGAAUGAGCAGAUUCUGACUGGUAGGAGGUGGCUGGAAGUCAAAAUGUCCAUGGUUUGUGUCUGAGCUUUGAGAACAGGCCAGGAGCUGGUAGAUAGCCACAAUGUCAGGAUUUUAUUUUAUUUUUUUAAUGAUUCAUUAUCCAUUCUACUUAAAGUGGAAGAAUUCUUUCUGAAUGUCAUUUUCUCAUCAGUGUUGCACAUAGCAGAGUGAUUAAAUGUAGUGCUUCAAUCAAAUUAAUCUUUGAGGUUUUUUUCUUACAUCUCCCUCUGGAUUAAAGUGCUCAUAAUGACAUCAGUUAACAUCUACUCACCGGGACUGAAAAGUAAACAUGAAACAUUUGCCAAAAACUGAAGUAUCUUUUCUUUUGUAAUGCAGUGUAAAAUGAUUUGGGGCUAUUUACAUC
Calypte anna (Anna's hummingbird) is the source of this 4924-nucleotide messenger RNA. It is a transcript of the gene KLHL13, whose product is annotated as kelch like family member 13. Lineage: Eukaryota; Metazoa; Chordata; Aves; Apodiformes; Trochilidae. Gene Ontology annotation, biological process: protein ubiquitination; regulation of cytokinesis. The record is from RefSeq and is a predicted model, not a curated record. Gene Ontology annotation, molecular function: cullin family protein binding; ubiquitin-protein transferase activity. Bases 396 to 2363 code for a protein of 655 amino acids. Gene Ontology annotation, cellular component: Cul3-RING ubiquitin ligase complex. The transcript has 12 exons.